Prunus avium (sweet cherry) is the source of this 1228-nucleotide messenger RNA. NCBI's taxonomy places the organism in Eukaryota, Viridiplantae, Streptophyta, Magnoliopsida, Rosales, Rosaceae. The record is from RefSeq and is a predicted model, not a curated record.
GGCUUGCUCACCGUCAUUUUGAAGACCGACAUGCAUUGCGAGGGGUGCGCCAAGAAAAUCAAACGAGCUGUUAAGAAUUUCCCAGGUGUUGAACAAGUGAAGACGGAGUGUGCAGCCAACAAAAUGACUGUGGACCCCGCUGGGCUGAAAGAGAAACUGGAACAGAAGAUCAAGAAGAAGGUAGAUCUCAUUUCUCCUCAGCCCAAAAAAGAUGGCGGUGGAGAUAAAAAGCCAGCUGCUGCAGAGGAAAAGGCUGAGAAGAAGACAGAAGAGAAAAAGCCGGCUGAGGAGAAAAAGCCCAAAGAGGCACCCAAAGAGAGCACUGUGGUCAUGAAGAUUAGAUUGCAUUGCGACGGGUGCAUGCAGAAGAUGAAGAGUAAAAUCUCCAAGUUCAAAGGUGUUAAUACGGUGAGUUUUGACGCACCCAAAGACAUUGUAACGGUGAAGGGCUUCAUGGACGCUAAAGAACUCGUCCCCUACCUCAGAGAGAAGUUCAGGAGGGCCGUCGAAGUGGUCCCACCCAAGAAAGAUGAUGGCGCCGCCGCUAAGCCAAAAGACGCCGCAGCCGGAGGCGAGAAGAAGGAGAAAGAAGCUGCCGCCGGUGGAGGCGAGAAGAAAGAAGUUGUCGCCGCCGCACCCGGCGGUGGAGCCCCCAAGGUGGAGGUGAACAAGAUGGAGUAUUCUGGGUACCCUUACCCUCCUCCCAGUUACUAUUGGUACGACGAAGGACACGUAUACAACCACAACAAGUUCGUCAUGGAGGCCCAAGCGCACCAGGCGCAUGUUAGCCAAGGCUCUUCGAGCCAUGGCUACGCUGUGCCGAUGGAACACUACCCUGCUCCCCAGAUGUUCAGCGACGAGAAUCCAAAUGGUUGUUCGGUGAUGUAGAGUGCUGAGCCGAUCGAACGGUAGUUGGCUGACGAAGAUAAAAUUAAAAAUUAAGUUUACGUUAAAUAGAGGGGCAAAAUCGGAAUUACAACAAAUUGUAAAUAAUAAGGGGCAAAGGUUAUAAGAGAAGUAAAUAUAAUUACCAGUAGGUAGUUAUGGAAUUUUGGUUUUAUUAAGUAGGGGAUGUAAUAGAGAUAGACCGACCGGCCGGGCGGCCAGCUGGUGGAACCGGUUCAGAUGUUGGUGGUUCAAUAUGAUUAAAGUUUCUGCUAAUUAAUUUUUUAUUUUGUAUUUUUAAAACGUUUACGUUUAUAUUAAUGAUGAUAUUAAAUCUUCCCUU